Molecule: messenger RNA, 2509 nt
Organism: Octopus sinensis (East Asian common octopus)
Lineage: Eukaryota; Metazoa; Mollusca; Cephalopoda; Octopoda; Octopodidae
Product: N-chimaerin
Exons: 13
Coding region: 87-1532 (481 amino acids)
Biological process (GO): signal transduction; regulation of GTPase activity
Molecular function (GO): GTPase activator activity
Source: RefSeq, a predicted model, not a curated record
GCAGUCAUGGUUCUCUCUCCGGUUCAGUAGUACCACAGUACAGAAGCAACAAACAGCAUCAUAUUUGAAGUUAAAGAUAGAAGAUAAUGAUUUCUGUAUUAGUUAAACCAAAUCUUUGUUCAAACCAAUACCAUCUUAAGGACUGUUAUGAUGGCAGUGGUGGCGGCAACAGCAGUAAUGAACAGCUCCCACAGUGGAAAACAUACUUGUAUCAGUUGCAGAAAGAAGCACCGCAUCCUCGGCGGAUCAUUUGUCACAGAGAAAUUCCAAACAAACCCUAUUUUUAUGGGAAAGAGUAUCAUGGGCACAUAAGUCGUGAAGAUACAGAUCGACUACUUGAUGACAAGGAUGGUUCUUAUCUUGUACGUAAGAGUGACCGAGCACCUGAGGCCUUCACUCUGGCCAUCAGAUUUGAUGGACAGACCAAAAAUUUUAAACUAUACCAUGAUGGCCAGCACUAUGUAGGUGAGAAGCGGUUCGACACCAUACAUGAUCUUGUUGCUGAUGGACUAAUUACAUUUUACCUGGAGUCCCGGGCAUCAGACUACAUCGAAUCCUUAUCCAUCUCAAACUAUGCCGAGUCUCCAUAUCUUGCCUACAGUACCAAAAAGAAAAGGUUGGCCCGCUCAACCACUCGGAGGAGCUCUACCGGUACAAACAACCAAGUUACCACAUCAAAUUGUUCUGUUGACAAUAACUCCUCUGAUGAACAGUUAUCACCAGAUUCCGAUUUUGCUACCAAUGUGCAAGAAUACGAAAAAUCUCACUGCUUUAAGGUGCAAAAUUUCAUUGGACUACACUGGUGUGAUUACUGUGCCAACUUUAUGUGGGGACUAAUUGCUCAAGGAGUUAAGUGCCAAGACUGUGGGUUUGAAGCACAUAAAAAGUGUUCUGAAAGAGUCCCAAAUGACUGCAUGCCGGACAUGAAAUAUGUUAAAAGACUGUUUGGCGCCGAUUUGACAACAGUUGUUAAAGCUCAAAAUACACCAAUUCCUAUUGUGGUGGAAAAAUGUAUCAAAGAAAUUGAACACAGAGGUGUAGAUUUUGAAGGAAUGUACAGAGUAGCAGGUUUCCAUGAUGACAUAGAAGCAGUUCGCAUGGAAUUUGAUAGAGAUGGUGAAAAUACUGAUAUUAGUGAAUCACGACUUGAAGAUGUGAACACACUGACCAGUGUGUUAAAAUUAUAUUUCCGAUUACUGCCCAUUCCACUUAUUUCUUUCGAAUCAUAUCCAAAGCUACUAGAGGCUGUCCAAAAACCUGGGUUGAAAGAAAAAGAAAAACUGCAAAUGAUCAAAGAAGCUUUACAUUUGUUACAACCAGCUCAUUACCAAACUCUAAAAUAUUUAAUGGCUCAUCUAGAUCGAGUGAUUGAACAACAAAGUAAAAACAUGAUGAGUCCAGAGAAUCUUGCCAUAGUAUUUGCUCCAACAUUGAUGAGAUCACCAGAUGCCACAGCUAGCCUUAUGGCUGUCAAGCUGGAGCAAACAGUUACAGAACUUAUCCUCUCUAAUCAAAAAGAACUUUUACGGUGAACUGUUGACAUUCAAUCACACAUAUGCAUACACAAACAUGCCCACCACACACUACUGCCAGAAAGAAAAAAAGAAUAAUAAUAAUAAUAAUAAUAAAAAGAAAAAGAAAACCUCUUCCGCAGUUGCUGUGUCCAUAGCAACACAAGAAGACCGAACUGUACAAAUUUCCUUUCCAAUUCAUUCGGUCUUCAAAUUUACUUUUCCUUUACUGAAAUUGGGGCCAAAUUUUGUCAUUUCCCCCCUUCCCAUAUCCUGUUUACCCCUUUCCACACUCACUCAUGUCCUAAGUUUUCAACAUCAAACCCCAAUAUAAUAGGCAUAUAUAAAAUCCCAAAACAUCAAACAGACGUUUUAAUCCCAAACUGUUGAGCAGAUAAUCCAACCAAUAUCCUAAUGUAAAUUUAAAUUUUGAUAAUACUGCUUCAAGAAAAAGAAAAAAAAGAAAAAAUUGGAAAAAAAAAUAUAUCCCAAAAAUAUGAGAAAAAAAAAGAAAAGAAAGAAAGAAAUCAACAAAGUAAAACACCUUUUUAAGAUAAUCCUAAAUCAAUUUUUUAUUGCUUUUUUUAAAAAUAUUCAUUUCCUUAUGGAAACAUAAAACUUGUGACAAUUUGCUUUGAAUCAUAAUCAUAUUAUACAUAAUGACGUGCACUGAAAACAGUUUACAUACAUACAAAUAUACACACAUACACACUACGCCUAUAUAUAUAUGUAUAUAUAUAUAUUAUAUAUAUAUAUAUAUAUAUAUAUACUUUUUCAUCAUGUAUAUUAUAUGAUACUGUGGGUAUAUAUUAUUUGUGGAACUUAUGAGAAAAAAAAAACCGAGAAAGAAACACGCAUAUACAUAUACACACUCACCAACCACACGACUAUCAUAUUCCUGUCUGUCAAGAAAUAAUUUAUCACAAUAAAAAGUUGAAUAAAAAUUUAAAAAAAUAAAUAAAAAAUAAAUAAAAAGGUUGAAUUUAAAAAAAAAAUUU